UUCUGUCAGGUUGUCGCCUUCGACAGUUUCUUUUGGUGAACGUACUUGGUUAGAAAAGUGAAACACAAGAGACCAUGUCCACCAACCUAGUACCUUCAAGGAAAUAAGCUUUUCUUUUUCAUGCAGUAUAAUAGACGUUUAAAAAUAUGAACACUCGCCAUUUGCAACCUCAAAAAUCGAAAUUUUCCAAUGGAACUGUGCACCUUGGAUACUGGGCAAUUUGUUGAUCCAUUGAGUCAAUUACAAUUAUUUUGUUUUUGUAUCCUUUACAACUGCCUUUUUGAUGCUAUUUCCGUCUACAAUUCUCUCUCAGAACUUUGGCUGAAAUGGACGAAAAUAGAAACAAUGUCAAUGGAGCAGUUGUCAAAUGGAAAAUUGAUUAAUUCCAUGCAUCCAAAUGUACUUUGGCGCAUCUGCAUUCUUUGAUUUCACAUACUUUUUACCGGCUGAACGAAGGAAAGUGAAAAGUAGUAUUUCAAAUACCAUCACGAAAGGAGCAUUAAUAUUUUCUUUUAAUAUUUCUUUUCCUUUAUAUCAGUUUCUUUUUGCUCCUUUUCAGUUCAAUUUGUCUUCAGAGCAAAAAUCCACAUGUUUAGGUACACUCUCUCCAAUUGCAAACAACUGCAAUUCAUAGACGCAGUUUACAUUGCCCUGUAUUUGUAGAUACAAAACAGGUUUUCAAAUUUUUUAUUUUUAAAUUAGAAGUACUGGAGGUUUUAUUUAUUUUUUUGGGGAUUCGCUCUCAGUUAUAAAAGGAUUCAGCCAUAUACUUUUUUUUUGACAUUAGACAUUAUGAGUGAUGUCAAACAGCUUUCUUUUACACCUUCGAUUUUCAAGAAAAUUGCUCCUGAUCAAUACUUGUCUCACUUGCUAGAUCAAAAUAUACGUUCCGACGGAAGAACGGUUACUGAAUUUCGUGAACCGCAAAUUCAUACUGACUGCAUUUCUACAGCUAACGGAAGUGCUAUUGUUCGAGCCGGUGAAAACGUUUUCGUUUGUGGCAUCAAAGCAGAAAUUGCUGAACCCACAGCCGAUGCACCUGAUCGCGGUUGGAUUGUCCCUAAUGUGGAAUUAGGUCCCCUCUGUAAUUCCAAGUUUAAACCGGGCCCGCCAUCUGAUUUGGCCCAGGUUGUAUCCCAGCAAUUGUACCAAAUUUUGAUUCAAACGAAACUAAUUCAUCUUCAUUCACUUUGCAUUCACGAAAAGAAAGCAGUUUGGGUCCUCUAUGCCGAUAUAGUAUGCUUGAAUUAUGAUGGAAAUGCUCUUGAUCAUGCCUGGACUUCUUUAAUGUCAGCAUUAGAAACAACCAAACUUCCUACGGCUGUUUGGGAUGAAGACUUGGAAAAGGUAGUCUGUGCAUCCAAUCUCACUCGACCGGUCCAACUCAGCACAAGGGUAUUUUCAUUUUCUUGGUCUGUUUUCAACAAUAUAAUGUUGGCGGAUCCAAUCGAUGAAGAGGAAUCUUUGUCAAACGAAUUCCUUACCAUAAUGAUGGACACUUCUAAAAACAUUUCAAAAAUUACGAAGUUGGGCGGUUCUUUUAUUCAAGUCGAUAAGUUAAAGGAAUGCGUAGAAUUUGCUCGUAAACACAUAAAGUAGAUUUUAAUGGACUCUUAAGUUGUCUGCUUAACUAAAAACGUUUAAUGCCUAGCUGUAUAUUUUUGAUCCGGUUGUUUAGUGAAGGUUUCUAUUUAAUUUUGACAGUUUCAAGUAAAUGAAAUUUUGUAACAUUAAUUUAUUAUGUAAACCCA
This is a messenger RNA of Schizosaccharomyces cryophilus OY26, 1751 nucleotides long. Its product is annotated as exosome subunit Rrp43. Gene Ontology annotation, biological process: U4 snRNA 3'-end processing; nuclear polyadenylation-dependent rRNA catabolic process; U5 snRNA 3'-end processing. The transcript has 3 exons. Gene Ontology annotation, cellular component: cytoplasmic exosome (RNase complex); nuclear exosome (RNase complex). The record is from RefSeq and is a predicted model, not a curated record. Lineage: Eukaryota; Fungi; Ascomycota; Schizosaccharomycetes; Schizosaccharomycetales; Schizosaccharomycetaceae. The coding region runs from base 793 to 1599 and encodes 268 amino acids.